Messenger RNA from Acanthoscelides obtectus, 302 nucleotides. Lineage: Eukaryota; Metazoa; Arthropoda; Insecta; Coleoptera; Chrysomelidae. The record is from the annotation of a GenBank genome assembly.
AUAUUCCAAUUGUCACGCUCAAGAUGGGCUCAACGUUGAACCCAGAGGAUAUUAAAGAAGGAGACGAUGUAUAUUUUGAAUGCAAUAUCCGGUCCAAUCCCAAAGCCCACAAGCUCUCAUGGUUUCACAACGGUGUUGAAAUAUACCAGAAUGUCACUGCAGGAAUCAUCAUGAGCGACCAGAGUUUGGUCCUUCAGAACGUUGGAAGAGCAACGGCGGGAAAAUACACCUGCAUGGCUACCAAUUUGGAGGGCAAAGGAUCUAGCAAUAAUGUCGUGCUUAUAGUGAAAUGUAAGUACUGA